AAGUGGCAUAUCUCGGCAUCUGGCUUAUUACAUUAGGAUGUAGACAAGCUAUUUGAUCAAGAGAAAAAAAAGGGUCGUAUUUUGUCAUAGACCAUCGUUUGCUAGAAUGCCUGGAUGACACAGAGGAGGUUCAGGUUCGGUCCAAUCUUAGCAUCCGUAAUAAACUUGAUCGGGAUACACACAAUCCUCAUUGUCCUUUGGGUUAAUUAUAAAUUAUUUUUCUGUAAUUAGUUAUGAUUAGCAUUCGUAGUAUUGUGAGUUAUUAAUUUUAUAUAAAUCUUUCUUCUCUCCGGCUUCGUUUGUAGAAACUUCACGUCGCUUUCCUCUCCCUGGGCUUUCAAAAAAGUGUUAUGCUGACAACGUGGACGUUCGCCAUUGUAGAUACAUUCAAGCUGGAGGUGAAGCAAAGGAAAGACGUACCUACCUCCUGCGCUCGAUCAACACUGCAGUCAAUGACGAGCUCUUCUUCAGUAUCGCCAACCAUUCCGUCACUGUCAUCGAUGUUGAUGCCGUCUCCGUGAAGCCCUUCGAUGCUAAGACUAUCCCGAUAUCACCGAGCCGGACGACCAACGCCUCAACCCAACGCCACCUUCUUCAUGAUGGCCAGGCAUUAAUUAUGCCACUGGAUCCGGCACAUUUGACGACUCCGUGGUCGCCGCCGUGCUCGAGUACUAAAAUCCCCACAGUUCGUCCGUCGCUGGCUUUGACAAGAACCUCUCGCUCUACAAGCCGACCCUUCCGGCAUUCAACGACACUUCCUUCGUCGCAUACUUCACCACCCCCGUCCUUAUGAGGCCGCCACACACACUACUGCGUCCCUCGAUCAAACGCCUUAACGAAGGGUUUUCGAUCAUUCCGUCUCCACACCGGAGUGGCGGAGAUAGCAGCAACCCACUAGAGGCUGGAGAUGGCGGCGGGCGCGGUCUCAUCAAGGUGAACGGCGUCCCAAUCGAGCUGGGUGAAGCCUGAGGUCCUCCGCGUUAAGGCCUUCGAGCCCGUCCGUCCUCCUCCUCGGCCGGCAGCGCUUCAUGGGCGUCGAUAUCCGCAUCCGCGUCCGGGGCGGCGGCAAGGCCUCCCAGAUAUAUGCCAUUCGCCAGAGCAUCGCCAAGGCCCUCGUUGCCUUCCACCACAAGUACGUCGACGAGCAGUCCAAGAAGGAGAUCAAGGACAUCCUCGUCCGCUACGACCGCACCCUACUGGUCGCCGAUCAGCGACGCUGCGUUGUUGUCGGUUAUCUGAGAGUGCCUGUUGAAGAUUUGUCAUGGGCUUAAGAAUGUCUUCUAGAACAGCCACGGAUCUUGUUUUGCUAAGAAAUGGGUAAAAAACAGAGAAGUUUGGAGAGGACGGAUGAACUUUAA
Musa acuminata AAA Group (dessert banana) is the source of this 1358-nucleotide messenger RNA. RefSeq names its product small ribosomal subunit protein uS9-like. The transcript has 3 exons. Gene Ontology annotation, molecular function: RNA binding; structural constituent of ribosome. Gene Ontology annotation, cellular component: ribosome; cytosolic small ribosomal subunit. Bases 1029 to 1271 code for a protein of 80 amino acids. Gene Ontology annotation, biological process: translation; maturation of SSU-rRNA from tricistronic rRNA transcript (SSU-rRNA, 5.8S rRNA, LSU-rRNA). The record is from RefSeq and is a predicted model, not a curated record. Lineage: Eukaryota; Viridiplantae; Streptophyta; Magnoliopsida; Zingiberales; Musaceae.